CUUACGGACUGGGCGGGAGUCGAAAGGCAAGCUUGUGUGAGUUUCAACCUAUCUGUGGAUGCGGAAAGAGGUGGCCGAAAUAGCCAGAGAGAAAAGUGUGCGUGCUGUGUUGCAGUCUCCAACGCACAAUGGACAUCAUCGGCAUCAAGGUUCUUCAAACAGUUGCUAUUUUCUGCACGCUGCUGAAUGCAAGUUUGCCGCAGUGCGUUCAUCAUGACGGCGUUUGCACAGGGGAGCACGGUACAGUAGGCAACUGCUGCAACUUGGACAAUCUGUAUUGUCACAAGACUAAUCCUUCGUGGAAAGAAGGACGAUGCUACUAUGGAAAUGGUCCGAAUGACCUACGGUGCAUCCCACACGAUGGCGUGUGUACCGGAGAGCAUGGCACCCAAGGCAAUUGCUGCACGGGCCAAGGCUUGUACUGCCACAAGGGCGACCCGUCGUGGCCCCUGGGACGGUGCUAUUUCGUCGCCCCAGGAGCAACUCUGCCGGGAGCCGGGCAAGGGGCAGCCGGCAGACCGCCCGCACAGGCACCACCUGCUGGAGGACGACCAACUGUCACCGGUCAACAAGUGGCAGAGGGAGUCAACAGCAGUUUUGUCCCCCCGGGUUCAUUGCGGUGCGUAAGUCAUGACGGCGUUUGCACUGGGGAGCACGGUACAGUAGGCAACUGUUGCAGCAAGGAUAAUCUGUAUUGUCACAAGAGUAACCCACAGUGGAGCGAAGGACGAUGUUACUAUGGAAAUGGUCCGAAUGAACUACGGUGCAUCCCACACGAUGGCGUGUGUGCCGGAGAGCACGGCACCCAAGGCAACUGCUGCACGGGCCAAGGCUUGUACUGCCACAAGGGCGACCCGUCGUGGCCCCUGGGACGGUGCUAUUUCGUCGCCCCAGGAACGACUUUGCCGGGAUUCGAUCAAGUCGCAGCCGGCAGACCGCCUGCACAGGCACCGGUUGCUGCAGCACGGCCACCUCUCACAGGUCAAGAAGUCGUUGAGGGAGCCAACAGCAGUUUUAUCCCCACAGGCCAGGACGACUGCAUACCCCACCGCGGCGUGUGUACUGGGGCCAACGAUUCAGAUGGCAACUGCUGCGCUGACCAAGGGCUUUACUGCCACAAGGAACAGCCGCACUCUCUGACGGGGCGCUGCUUCGUCAGGCCUAUCCUCGACCUACCUGAAGAAACAACCCAGCAUGACCUUCCCGGGCAGAGUAGUGAUGACGGUGCGACUGACUGCGUCCCAUUCGACGGCGAGUGUACUGGAGUUGACGGCACGCGAGGGAACUGUUGCAGUGGAACAGGACUUUAUUGUAACAAAGCGCACCCGUCCUUUCCCAAGGGCCGCUGCUUCUACAGAGAAGGAACGUUUUGGAUAUAAAAACCAAGCUGAUCUGUUAAGAUUCCCAAAAGUAAAAAUUUAGUCAAAAUCGA
This is a messenger RNA of Thrips palmi, 1432 nucleotides long. RefSeq lists its product as uncharacterized. Lineage: Eukaryota; Metazoa; Arthropoda; Insecta; Thysanoptera; Thripidae. The transcript is spliced from 8 exons. The coding region runs from base 129 to 1379 and encodes 416 amino acids. The record is from RefSeq and is a predicted model, not a curated record.